AUGACUAGUGAGCUCAAUAACGUAUUCGAGUGCAUUGAGGAUGCAGAGUCAUUUAUCAAGAGUAAUAAGGUGGUGGUUGCAAUUCAGGAGUAUCGUAAGGCGAUAAAACAACUAGAUUAUAUCAAUGAAACUGAGGAUUUACCUGAAAACGUUCAAUAUGCAGUAACGCUUUUGCAUGAUGAUAUUCUUCUUCGGGUAAAGGAGCUUGGAGUUUUACAAGAAGUACAGUCCAAUUCCGAGAGUUCAGAGAGUGGGAGUAACUCGAGUAUUAGUAGGUUUGUUUCCGAUGGAAGUUUGUACCCUAAUGGGAACAGUGUGUUAAUAUCCGAUCCGUUAUUAUUAUCAAUAACGAGCAAACUUGAGAACAAUGUCAUGCGUCUAAUAAACGCAUCAGAAGAUCCUGGUAGUGUCAGUAAAACAGAAAUCAUGCAACAGUUCUCCCAAUUCAAAAGAGAAUUGACCGUUUACGAACAGAAAAAAUCCAAGGAUUAUGAGGGAAAGAUGGAACAGGUUAUUAAGGAAAAUAAGAAACUAUCAAACCAAGUAAACAGACUCAAGGAGAGAUGGGACAGUUUGGUGGAGAGUGCCAAACAAAAGAGGAAUCAACAGCAUGUGUAA
Kluyveromyces marxianus DMKU3-1042 is the source of this 618-nucleotide messenger RNA. RefSeq names its product Atg38p (gene ATG38). The record is from RefSeq and is a predicted model, not a curated record. Lineage: Eukaryota; Fungi; Ascomycota; Saccharomycetes; Saccharomycetales; Saccharomycetaceae. The coding region runs from base 1 to 618 and encodes 205 amino acids. The transcript has 2 exons.